AUGGACCUCGAUAAUGGCGACUCCCCGUGGGGCGAUGAGCCCUCAUCGUUCAAGGCCAGCAAUGCCCCUUCGAAGCCGGAUACCCAGGAGGAUACUUCAGCUCCCGCUCCCGCUCAACCCGCACUGUCCGAGAGCAGGGCCGAGGUUCGCACACCUGGAAGACGAGGCCCACGGGGCACUCGCAAGAUAAGCGCACAAGCGACACGAUUGGAAGCGGUUGAUGAUACUUUCGACCCACUUGGUCCUCUGGGAGAAGCACCGACGGAGACCAGUGCAACACCCACCGACGAAGCUCCGGCGCCGCCCCAGAAAGAAUCGCUUGCUGCACGCGGCCCUCAACCACCUUCAACCUUUUCGCAAAUCUCAGUUGCAGGAAAUCUGGCCGAUCCGAUUAACUUGGAAGAGGAUGGCACUGGAUUCCGAGGACCUCCGCCCGUACAGCCUGCAGCCGACGCAAUGGGACCAAAGCGACAGACACAGCCCAGCAUGAGCGUGGAACAGGCCGCAAAGCCCACAUUCGACAUUUCCGUCGGCGAUCCUCACAAAGUGGGAGAUCUGACUAGCAGUCAUAUUGUUUACCAGAUUCGGACAAAGACAUCGUCUAAAGCAUACCGUCAGCCAGAAUUUGCCGUCAGCCGUCGGUACCGCGAUUUCCUUUGGCUGUACAACUCCAUGCACAAUAACAACCCAGGAGUGGUUGUUGCUCCUCCACCGGAGAAGCAGGCUGUUGGUCGGUUUGAUACCAAUUUUGUCGAGUCCCGCAGGGCUGCUCUGGAACGCAUGUUGAAUAAGAUUGCUUCGCACCCAAUUCUCCAGCACGAUGGUGAUUUGAAGAUAUUCCUCGAAAGUGAGGCUUUCAAUGUCGAUGUCAAGAAUAAGGAGAACCGGGAGCCCGAUCUCGGCCAAAGUAAGGGCAUGUUUGGCUCAUUCGGCCUCUCUGUGGGCGGAGGAAGUAAGUUUGUGGAACAUGACGAUUGGUUCCACGACCGUAAGGUUUAUUUGGAUGCGUUGGAGAAUCAACUGAAGGCACUCAUGAAAUCCAUGGACACCGUUGUUGCGCAACGAAAGGGCCUUGCCGAAGCCGCAGGCGAUUUUUCGACCUCACUCCAUGCCCUCUCUGCGGUUGAACUCUCACCAGCACUGUCCUCGCCCUUGGACGGCCUGUCAGAGCUUCAAUACCGAAUCCGAGAACUUUAUGAACGCCAGGCCCAACAAGAUGUUUUGACAUUAGGAAUCACUAUUGACGAGUACAUUCGCUUGAUUGGCAGUGUCAAGACAGCCUUUGGACAGCGACAAAAAGCUUUCCACAGCUGGCAUUCUGCCGAGUCUGACCUUCAAAAACGCAAGAACACUCAGGAGAAGAUCCUUCGCCAGGGAAAAACACAGCAAGAUCGUUUGAACCAAGUCAAUGCCGACGUUGCCGAUGCUGAGCGCAAGGUACACCAGACUCGAUUGCUAUUCGAAGACAUGGGUCGUUUGAUGCGGAAUGAGCUGCAAAGGUUCGAGAAGGAGAAGGUAGAAGAUUUCAAAUCUGGCGUGGAGACAUUCCUGGAAAGCGCCGUAGAAGCUCAGAAGGAGUUGAUCGAGCUGUGGGAGACAUUCCUCUUGCGUCUCGAUGCUGGAGAAGAUGGUCUUCCGUACUAUGUUCCCCCUUCGUCUGGCAAUGCCGGUGAAGAAGUGACCCCUGGGUCAUCGCACGUUGACUCAGGACCAGUGGCCAAUGAUGAAGAGUGA
Molecule: messenger RNA, 1734 nt
Organism: Penicillium longicatenatum
Lineage: Eukaryota; Fungi; Ascomycota; Eurotiomycetes; Eurotiales; Aspergillaceae
Product: sorting nexin 1
Exons: 6
Coding region: 1-1734 (577 amino acids)
Biological process (GO): retrograde transport, endosome to Golgi; protein retention in Golgi apparatus
Cellular component (GO): endosome
Molecular function (GO): phosphatidylinositol binding
Source: RefSeq, a predicted model, not a curated record